UUCGCUGCCACAGAAUCUAACGCCUGCGUUCAGUAGGGAUCGCGUCAUCAACAUGGGACAAAGAAAGGUUUCGCGCUUAUUCUAUAGUGAUAUAGCCACCUGUUCCAGUUGGUGGACAGUAGCAGUAAUAAUGGCAAACAGAAAACGGAUACAGACUAGAGGAAGAAAAUAUGUAGAGGAGACAGAAGCGGAAGGCAGCAGUGUUGGUGUGUCAGCAGCCCCCACAGCACAGCUGGCACUAAACAAUAAAGCACAUGAGUUGCAGAUGUGCAAAAAGAAAAUGGAAUGGCAGAAUGAGAAAAUAGAGGAGUUGACCAAGGAGAGAGAUUUCCUCAAGGAACAACUAGUAUCCGCUCUUAAAAAAGAUGAGCCCAAAGAAACUGCCGGUUCCAGUAGUGUCUCUACACUGGACUCAUCUUCCUCCGAGAUGAGUUCAAAGAGUACCGACUCAGAGUCAUCCAACAGCUCAUCCUCAGAGGACAAAAAGAGGAAGAAGAAGGGGAAAGGGAGAAAGAAGGCAUCCAAGAUGGUUAAAAUGGAAAAAACACUGCAAAGAGACGGCGUCGCACCAGACUGGAAUUCACCGUUCCUCCGUUAUCGUUUGAUCAUGCCGGACAUUUCAGAGUAAAUGGAUACUCCUUCCCUCUCCCGGAAUCCCGAGCAGGCUUUGGCCCGGUACAAAAAGAUUCUUAAAUACUACAAGAGGCUUGGAACCAUGUCUGGGGCAUUUUGAAAGGUCGGUGUUGACCGUAAUACAGUGGUGGUCAAUGCACCAAUCGCCGAGCUUUCCAUUGCUGCCCCAGACCAGUACAAGGAAGCUUUGAAAACGUAUACCAUUCCACAAAAUUGAAAGCAUUUGCGGAACACUGUGCCUUGACAAUUCUAGGCGAUGUAGAAAUAGUUGACGCAGUCAACACUCUUAAAGCCAGUGGUAAGCUGCUACCACUGAAAAAGCAAUAAUUAUGUGCAUUUUGUAUUAUGCUUUACAUGUGUUCCUGUAAAGUAAUUUUUAAAUUUUCGGUACAAUACCACUGUUCAUAUUUUAUCUGUAUUUUUGUU
Molecule: messenger RNA, 1059 nt
Organism: Gadus chalcogrammus (walleye pollock)
Lineage: Eukaryota; Metazoa; Chordata; Actinopteri; Gadiformes; Gadidae
Exons: 5
Coding region: 53-628 (191 amino acids)
Cellular component (GO): nucleoplasm
Source: RefSeq, a predicted model, not a curated record